This is a messenger RNA of Brienomyrus brachyistius, 6915 nucleotides long. RefSeq names its product NACHT, LRR and PYD domains-containing protein 5-like. The record is from RefSeq and is a predicted model, not a curated record. Gene Ontology annotation, molecular function: protein binding. Lineage: Eukaryota; Metazoa; Chordata; Actinopteri; Osteoglossiformes; Mormyridae. Bases 1926 to 5369 code for a protein of 1147 amino acids. The transcript has 10 exons.
CGUCUCCGCAGCGCCCUGACUAACGCACCAUAUAUAGCAAUAACAGGCAAGACAGAGCAUCGUCCACCAAACACAUCGCCAGCUCCAAUGUCCAGUUCGCCUUACCCGAAUACAUCGGUGUCUAUAUGCGGGAGGGGGGAUCCCCCGCAUAGGCGCCGCCAUGUUCGUCUACAUAGCGCCCCGCUAGAAUGCAUGCCUGUCGCGGGAGCGCGCUCCACUGAAAACAGCGAAAGGAAAGCUCUCUUUUGUAACUCGUGGAAUUGAUCGUUUCUGUUUAUGUAAACUCAUAAAAUGCAUGUAACACAUCAUAUGACAUUGUAUUUUGUUAAAAUACAGAUAUAUAACAUAAAACAAAUAAAAUAGGUCGCUGAUCUGAAAACGGUUUGUUAGGCUGUCAGGCAAGCUCUCUUGCGCCACUGAAAACAGCAAAAGGAAAGCUCUUGUAACGCGUAGAAAUGAUCGUUUCUGUUUAAACUCAUAAAACUCACGUAACACAUCAUAUGACAUUGAAUUUUGUUAAGAUACAGAUAUAUAGCACAAAACACAUAAAAUAGGUCGCUGAUCUGAAAACGGUUUGUUACUUAAUGGGCUGUCACGUGCAUGUUAAUAUCGAUUCAAAACAGCAGACAUGAACGUGGAAAUAUAAAGCUUGUUACAUUAUAAGUGUGUAUCAGAUGCACUGUAACACUGUUGUUAUUUUUACGAAAAAAAUUAAUUUGUUACUCAGUCUUUUAAAAAUGCCUGGGAAUCGUUUUAAUCACUGGCUAAAAUAAUGUUGCGCCACGUAGCUCAGAUGACACUGAUCUAUCUCCAAACUGUAUUAACUAAACGUGCAUGGUGCUGGGAUCACUGCAAAUAUAAUGAUGAAGUUGGUAAGGGGCAGCAUGUGGCUUGAUCGGCUAAGCCUGUGUUCAUGUAAUCAGAAGGUCACUAGUUCAAACCCAGCCUCAGCAUGCCUGCAGGUUCUUGACUGCUUGUGGUUCUUGAGUGGUUUUCCUUUCCAAACAACUUAGUCUAAAAAUAAGGUGUGAAGAUAAUUUCCCCAUGGGGAUCAAAGUAUUAUCUAUUAUUAUUAUUAUGUACUUGAUGAUGGGAGCUGCAGAAAUGCAAAAUCAAAGCCAAAGGGGAUGCCUUUUCCGGCAGGUGGUUGCCGAGAAAGGUUUUGCAUUUCUAUAGCUCCCAUCAUCAAGUGCCUUCGGCAGUUUGUAAAAGUCGAAUUAUACAGCUCUGCAAUACGAAUCCUUACUUGUAAAAAUGAUCUUUCUUACUAAUAGGAAUCACCUUGUGACCGUCUUGAAUUCAUAUUUUUACUAGUAAGAAUUAAUUUCGCGGCGAGUAAUUAGCCUUAUCCUAGCAAAAGACAAUCCGUGUGGUAUUUGUGCAUUUACUUUGUAAACAGUAAGUGUUGUAAUGGUUUAAUGCUUUACCAGGGAGUGCGCGUGUUUACUGGAGCGUCCACCCUGAGCGUGUCGUGUAAAUUGCUGCCUUGUUUCAGAUUAGUGAUGAGCUGAGCUCAUUAGAGAUGAGACAAACCCCCCACUUUAUAAGAACUGUCGUUUCCAUUUAAAAAUGACCCACACUCAGUACGAUUCUUCUUCCAAGUAAAUAUAAAUUACGGUCGCCAGACUUCCACUUUUUACAGGACUUUGUCCUCUCACUGGAUUCUAAAAUGUCUGAAGUGUCGCUUCGUUUCAUCUUGACAUUUGCUUUCAACAGUCAGAAUACUUUCUGUGAGCAUGUUCGCGUUGCUGGGACGCCUCUCUUCACGUCCUCAUUUUUCGCCGAUCAAAAUACGGUCAAUACGUUUACGAUUGCGUACUAAUUUGUGUAAUCAUUUUGGCAUUUAAAAGUAAAGUUUAAGUUGCUUCUAGAUAAUACGAUAAGACGGGCGGCGAAGGUCACUUUCCGUUUCCUUGUGAUCGUUCAUGCCAAAGCCGGGCGGUACUUUCCAGAAAACUUUCCAGGUGUCCAUAGGCUGUCUUUGUUCAAAUUACCCAAAUCGGAAAGCGCAUCUAACCAUAAAAUCAACCUGCAGAUGUAUAUACGGCUACUUCAGAAUGGGAAAGAAGAGCCGCACUGGUUGUUUCUCAUUUUGCCGUCAUGGAAAAUCACGCCGUGAUCCAGCCCCCCCACUAUGCUCUUCUGGCCUAACCGUGGGGGACCCCGGAUCAGCUGGGGCACCCUCAUCAUCAGCUGGUCCUACUGAGAUGGGAAGAGGUGAGGAAGAUGCCCCGUCUUCAAAGGAGACCCCUGUAUCCAUCGCCCCCGAGCAGCCGGAUGCCCAUCAGGCACAGCGGUUCCCUGAUCCUGGACCACAAACACAUGGGAUGUCCUGUGAUGGGAGCAGAGAUGCCCAAAAUGGUGGGGUGCAGUUCUCCAUCUCUGCCCAGUCCCAAAGCAAUGUGGUGUCUAAUGUUAUGAAUAACUGUAACGUCAACUCUGUAAACAUCCAUACCACAUUUGGAACGAAUGCGGACCCCAACUCAUCUGCCAAAGGUGUUUCUCUGGAGGAAAUACGCAACAAAAUAAAAUCCAUGCUGAAGACGAAGUACGAAUGUAUAUUUGAAGGGAUACCAAAGCGGGGGAAUCCAUCCAGUCUGGUCAGCAUCUACACAGAGCUCUACAUGACAAAGGGAGAAAGCGAGCAGGUUAAUGCCGAGCAUGAGGUGUGGUAUGUGGAGGCAGCGGCCAAGAGGACAGACACAGAGGAGAUCACUGUGAAGUGCAAUGACAUUUUUAAACCUUUACCUGACCAAGAAACACCAGUGAAGACUGUGCUGACCAAAGGGAUCGCAGGCAUUGGAAAAACCGUCUUGAUACAGAAGUUCAUUCUUGACUGGGCGGAAGGACGGGCAAAUACUGACAUCACGUUCGUUUUUCCUCUCCCUUUCCGACAACUGAAUCAUUUUCAUGACAAAGAAUUUAGUCUGAUGGGUUUAAUUCACCAUUUCUUCCCUCCAAUAGCCGACAUUGAAAAUAUUCAUUUUGAGGACUACAAAGUUUUGUUCAUCUUCGAUGGUCUGGAUGAGUGUCGUUUGCCUUUAAAUGAUAAUUGUCAGUGCUGGUGUAGCGUAAAGGAGUCAGUCUCACUGAAUAUCUUGUUAAUGAAUCUCAUUCAAGGAAAUCUGCUUCCCUCUGCUCUGCUCUGGAUAACCUCUCGACCAGCAGCGGUCAAUCAGAUCCCUCCCCAGUACAUCCAGACGAUGACAGAAAUAAGGGGGUUCAAUGAUCCACAGAAGGAUGAAUACUUUAGGAAGAAAUUUUCAAAUGAUGAGAAGCUUGCUGAAAGAGUGAUCAGCCAUGUGAGAUCGUGUAGGAGCCUCUAUAUCAUGUGCCACAUGCCUGUCUUCUGUUGGAUUUCAGCCACCUUCCUUGGAAAAAUGUUGACUAAAGAAGAUAGCCAGGAAAUGCCUAAAUCACUGACUCAAAUGUACACAAAUUUAUUGCUGAUUCAAACAAAAAUAAAGAAUCAGAAAUAUACCCAGGAAAGCUUGUUGAACAAAAAUGAAAUCUCUAAGUUAGAUAAAACAAUGAUCAUCAGUUUGGGCCAGUUGGCUUUUCAACAGUUGAUAAAAGGCAAUAUAAUUUUUUAUGAAGAAGAUUUAAGAGAAUGUGGCAUUGAUGCCAAGGCAGCGUCUAUGUACUCUGGUAUGUUCACAGAAAUAUUCAAAGAGGAGUUUGAAUUCGAUGAGCAAACAGUUUAUUGCUUCGUCCAUCUGAGCAUUCAGGAGUACCUUGCUGCUUUGUUUGUACAUUUUCGGUACAUUAACACUGGUGAAAAUUCUUUAAAUGCCAGCAUUUCGAAGAACAGUGACUUGUAUGAGCUGCAUAAGAGUGCAGUGAGUAUGGCUUUGGAGAGUAAGAAUGGACACUUUGAUCUUUUCCUCCGUUUUCUGCUGGGCAUCUCGCUGGAAUCCAAUCAGAAGAUCCUGCCAUGUGUACUGAGUGAGAACAGUGGCAGUUUACAGUCUUGUGAGAAAACAAUCAAAUUCAUCAAGCAAGAGCUUGCAAAGAACCUCUCUGCAGAAAGAGCCAUCAACCUCUUUCACUGUCUAAAUGAGCUGAAUGACAAUACCCUAGUGGAGGAAAUCCAGAAUUAUCUACGUUCAGGUUCCCCCAUGGACACUGAGCUGUCCCCAGACCAGUGUUCAGCACUGGCCUACGUCCUGCUGAUGUCCACUGAUGUGUUGGAGGACUUUGACCUUUCUGCAUACAACAGCACAGCAGCCGGGCGGAGGCGACUACUGCCUGUCCUCAAGAUCUGCAAAAGAGCCUGCCUGCACCACUGUAACAUGACAAAGUUCCUGAUGGAACCAGUGAUCCAGGUGCUCCAGUCACCCAACUCACUCCUGAUUCAUCUGGACCUUAGCUACAAUAAGCUGGGGGAAACAGGGGUGAAGCUGCUCUGCGAUUCAUUGAAGGCAUCAACGACCCUGCAGGUGUUGGGUCUGGGAGACUGUAACCUGACAGGAAGCUGUUGUGAGGGCCUGGCCUCUCUCCUGAUACAUCCCCUCCUCACGCUGAAGGAGCUGCAGCUCAGAGGGAAUGACCUGGGGGACUCUGGGGUGGAGCUCCUCUGCGGGGCUCUUAAGGAGACCAGCUGCCAACUUCAGCGACUGGGACUUUCAGGCUGUCGAGUCACUGAGAAAGGCUGCGCUUCUCUGGCUUCAGCUCUACAAUCAAACCGCUUGUACCUGACAGAGCUGGAUCUGAGCUACAAUCACCCAGGAGACUUAGGACUGGAACUGCUCUCAGCUGCACAGAAAGUCUCCAAACUGGAGACACUGAUUGUAGACCAUUGUGGCCCAUGCAGAGAUCAACCAGGGUUCCUCAAAUAUGCCUGCCAGCUAUCACUGGAUCCCAACACAGUAAACCCACUGUUGUACCUGUCUGAGGGUAACAAAAAGGUGACCUACAAAGGCAGCCAUUCGUAUCCUGACCACCCAGAGCGAUUUGAAGACUGGGUGCAGGUGCUCUGCAAGGAGGGGUUGUCUGGGCGCUGCUACUGGGAGGUUGAAUGGGAAGGAGGAGGUGUGGACAUUGCAGUGGCAUACAAAGGAAUAUCCCGGAAGGGAAGAAGAGACAGUUGUGGUUUUGGAUUCAGUAAUCAAUCCUGGAAAUUAUCUACUCCUGGGGAUAUUUUUCUUUUCUUUCACGAUGGUAAGUCGAGCGGGAGGGAAACCAACUCUUCGCGGUCCCGCAGGGUGGGGGUGUACCUGGACUGGCCGGCUGGGGUCCUGGCUUUCUACAGGAUAGACAAACAUACUGUUCUUGUGCACCAGGUCAUCACCAAGUUCACUGAGCCUCUUCAUCCAGGUUUUUCUGUCUCUCAAGACUACUCUUUGUCUAUUAGUGACAUACUUUCAUAGGUGUGUGAGGUUCAUCAUAGGGAGACUGAUCUGAGUUGACAGUGGAUGUGAAUAGAUACAUAUUGCAAAUAAUCAUUUUAUUGCUUUAACUUCUUAUCUAAUCUAAAAUGGGUUUAUGAUGGGGAAAAAACGUUAGUAUUAGAGCUGGGCUAUAUGGCCAAAAAUGUAAUCACGAUAAUUUUCAUUUUGGUCGAUAUCGAUAAUUAUGGUCAUAAACAUCAAGUCAUUAUUUCUUUUCAUUUUGAAGGCUGAUUUUUACUCCUAAAACUGAAGGAGCCAGAUGGUGAAUCGUAGUUCUAAAGUAUUUUUUAUCAUCAGAAAGUGCCGAACUCUUGUCAAACAAUAGUGAUGGCCACAAUGACACGUCGGGAACAAUUUUCUCUACUGUCUGACCCCACUAGACGGAGCUGUCUGUUCAAAAAAGGGCUCAAAACAAAGGGAAACUGAAAGAAAACCGAAAGUACCAUGUGGGCUCAAGAAAGAUCAUGAAUGAUUCAUGAAUGUCGUUUUGGUCCUUACUACCAAGCAGUAUUUCACAUUUCAGGGGUCUGAGACAGAAGAUGAACCGGAUGUUUUGUUCACUGCUGAAAAAACCCUGACACAUUCAUCAUUUCUUAAUUCUCUCUAUAUUGUUACUGUCAGGAUUUCUCAUGGGCUGAGUUUUACUGUAGACCUUUCUUUUGGAUUCCGCUGGAUUUCCCUUAUUGAACGACUUGCUUUGGACUCUUUGGACUUACUUGCUCUCCCGUUGAGUCGCCCUUCUGUUUUCACGGUUUUGUCUGUUCUUUGCCUAACUGCCCUGUCGCAUUAUGCUAUUUGUUCAAUGAAUCCCCCGUUUUUAUGGCUGUGCUUGUGCUCCACUGCGGGUCCUGACAACGAGAUACAGAGAAAGCGAAGUGAAUUUGUGAUGCAAAACGUGUCACCGGCGACAUGUUUGGUCUUUUAAUUAUAUCGGAAUUAUAUAGUGCAUUUGACAUAUGGAAAUGGCGAGGAAAUUAUAUUGUGAUAAUUAUUAUCACAAUGUAAGUCGCUCUGGCUAAGGGCGUCUGCCAAAUCCUGUAAAUGUAAUGUAAAUGUAAAUUAUUUUGUUGACCAGACCUACUUCGUAUGUUGGUAAAUUAAUUUCGUACUGUUUUUAAACAUUAUGUCUAAUGUUAUUUUCUCAAAACUGUCUUGGAUAUUAAGUAUGCUAUCAUAAAGGAGUUUUGUCAGUAUUGUAAAAUUCAAUAAAAUUGUCUCUUAAUUAAAUAUUACUCUCAAAGAGUUAGUACUGUGAUCAGAAUUGUGUGUUCACGCAAAGACAGGCUGUGUAUAUAUUUUCAUUUUCUAUUCUUUAUCAUAAAAGGUGACUGACAGACCUGUAUUCACUGAUUGUAGCAAAAGUCCAAAUUGCGAUUGCAACCUGUAUUUUGCUGAAACACACAAACGGUAGUUCGUGUUGGACUGCUGCAGUGCAGGAGUAAAUCGUUAGCAGAUGUACUCAAAUGACCUGGAGAUACUCUGAAAUUUUGAAUAAACUGUGUUGGGUUAAACCCAGGAAAAACAA